GGGCUUGGUCCUCUCUGGGCACUGGAAUUUUGUCUCUACUGUUGGGGCAAGGAAGGAUCUUCCUUCUUUUCACUUUGUUCUCUGCUGGGUUUUGGUCAAAAUUGGUUUUGUUUAACGCUAUCUGAUUGUGGUGGGUCUUCUGUCUGAGGUAUCGUGUUAGAUUCGAUUCUGAUAUGAGGCUUUGAUUUCAUGGACAACUGUUAUUGUGUCGAGUAGAGGUCGGUGGUACAUGUGACUUGCAUUCAUGUGUUCAGCUUUGUUUUGUUUGUUUUGAGCAUAGAGUUAAGGUUGGUGGAGUGAACUUUUAGUUUCUCAGAGUGUGCCCUUUUCCUUUUGAGUCACGAGUGCCUUCAUCCUUUUUUUUCUCAAGUUGAAGACUCUUUGCGUACCGUUUGUUUCUUGUGGGAUGAAAGAACUCCUGCAAGCAUAAUCGGGAGAGAGCACUGCAUUUGGGGAGGUAUAAGAUAUCCUCAUCUGAGUUGAUACAGAAGAAUACCUACUCCAGGAGCACUGAUUAAGGUUCCUUUCCUACUUUCUAAAGAAAGAAUUCACUGGGAUCAACUUCAAGCACCGAUAUUAUCAGCAACUUCCUCAACCAUGGAGAUACAUUUGAAGCAGUAUGAGAAAGAAUGUUUGAAAUCAACUAUGCUAAAGCAUGAAGAAACUUUUAAAGAGCAGAUAUGUGAGCUUCAUCGUCUAUAUCAUGUUCAGAAACUGCUAAUGAGUGACAUGAAAAACAAAAAUAUUAUGCUGCAAGCAACCAGGAAUGAUUCUGCUUCUCGAAAUUUUAGUCUACAUGCAAGACUAAGUGCACAAGGUACUAGAUACCAAAUCAAGGAUCCUCUGCAGAUGAAAACAAUGAUUGAUCUGGAGCACCAGGCUGAGAAAAAUUUUAUAGAAAAUUCAGAAGAUGCUUCUCUAGAGAGUGAGAUUGAAGAAGAGACUGACAUUGAACUGACCUUGAGCACUGGAUCUAGAAACAAGAAGAAGAAAAAUAAAAAGAAGGAACCCAUAUAUUGGAAUCUUGAUGGAUCUUUUCCUUCUAUGUCGGCUAGACAUGACUCCACCCAAGCCCCAGUUAUUGGAAGCCAUCCAUGGUUGAACUCAAGGGAGAGGUUAACAGGACCUAGCUGGGAAAGUUUCUGCAAUGAGCAAAAGAAGACUUACAGUGAGGAAGAGCUCUCUAGAAAAGAAAGGCAACCGCUGUGGUUUUUUCCAGUGUUAAGCUUGAAUGUGACAUAGACAUGAUAUGGGCAGUUUCUUUUUUUAACUCAAGUUUUUUCUUUCUUUUGUUUUCGGUUGUACUUCAGCUCGACUGUUCUUUUAAACCGAAACUAUGUUAAGACUAUGAUAUUGCGUCAUUAGUUAAAGAAUCCCUACAUAUUUUUGCUGAGCUCA
Messenger RNA from Nymphaea colorata (pocket water lily), 1398 nucleotides. RefSeq lists its product as uncharacterized. The coding region runs from base 598 to 1242 and encodes 214 amino acids. The record is from RefSeq and is a predicted model, not a curated record. NCBI's taxonomy places the organism in Eukaryota, Viridiplantae, Streptophyta, Magnoliopsida, Nymphaeales, Nymphaeaceae. The transcript is spliced from 3 exons.